Messenger RNA from Metarhizium album ARSEF 1941, 435 nucleotides. Its product is annotated as Glyoxalase/bleomycin resistance protein/dioxygenase. The record is from RefSeq and is a predicted model, not a curated record. The transcript has 3 exons. Bases 1 to 435 code for a protein of 144 amino acids. Lineage: Eukaryota; Fungi; Ascomycota; Sordariomycetes; Hypocreales; Clavicipitaceae.
AUGAGUAACGACGUCGGGAAUCAGCCUGCCUUCGGCCAGAUCUGCUGGCUCCAAAUCGCCGUGUAUGAUGUCAAAAGAGCUUCGAAACUGUACUCGGAGAUUUUCAGCUGGAAGGUCAAUGAAGAUGCCUUGCCCACGGACCAACAUGGUAUCAAGGCCAUGCAUAUGUUUGAGUGCCCCGGGAAGAAGCUUGGCGGUGGUUUUCUUGUCAUGGAGGAAGGUUACCAGAUGACUCGAUAUGGAAAGCUUGAAAAGGAGGUGCUUCCUCCCCUGCCUACGUUUUGCGUCAAAGACUGCAACGAAACCUUGAAGCAGGUGGAGGGCUUAGGGGGCAGCACACAGGCGCCCAAGACGGCCAUCGGCGGUGAUAUGGGCCACUACGCUCGCUUCACAGACUCGGAGGGGAACGUCAUCGGUAUCUGGUCGCAGGACUGA